AUGGAGUUCUCUGACGAUGAAAUCUUCGAGGAGGUCGGGAAAAUAUUGGAACCUUUGAUGUUAAAGAUUGAUGACUAUGUAAAUAUAAGAGACAAAAUUAUCGAUGCAAUGGUACGCGGACUCAAGUUGAAAACAAGGGAAACUUCGUCUAUCAAAAUGUUCCCUUCAUUCGUCACUCGAUUUCCAAGUGGAGGAGAAAAGGGACAGUUUCUUGCUUUGGACCUUGGUGGUACCAACUAUCGUGUACUCCUUGUAACGCUUGCUGGCGAUGGCCAACAUCCCAAGAUUGAUGAACGAACAUAUGCUAUUCCGCAAAAGAAAAUGCUUGGUACGAGCAAGGAGCUCUUCGGAUAUAUUGCUUCGACACUCCAAAAUUUCCUCAAACGUUACGGACUUGAGGAUAAGAGUCUUCCCCUAGGUUUUACUUUUUCUUUCCCCUGCGAACAACACGCUAUCGACAAAUCUAUUCUCGUUAGGUGGACGAAAGGUUUUAACGUCAUGGAUGCUGUCCACUCAGAUGUGGCCAAAUUGCUCCAAACAGCCACGGACGAAAUUGGCCUUAAAGUAAGAUGUGUUGCGGUUGUGAAUGAUACUGUUGGAACGUUAGCUUCAUGUGCUCUGGAGGAUCCCCGAUGUGCUAUCGGUUUGAUUGUCGGAACUGGCACAAAUGCUGCUUACAUCGAGAAGAUUGAGGCCGUUGAGUUUAUGAAGAAAAUGGAAAGUGUAAACCCAGUUCAACGCUCCAAGAUGGAGGACAGUGUCAUAAUCAAUCUUGAGUGGGGAGCAUUUGGGGAAAAGGGUGAACUUCAGCCCUAUCUCACCGACUUUGAUCUCGAGUUAGAUCAUGAAAGCCUUCAUCCUGGAAAGCAAAUAUUUGAAAAGAUGGUUUCAGGCAUGUAUCUGGGUGAACUUGUCCGAAUUGUUCUGAUGCACCUUGUGAAAAGGCGACUUUUGUUCAGAGGUGAGAUGCCUGAUCAAUUGCUGCACCAAGGCGGUUUUCUCACUAAAAUGAUCACUGAAACUGAGCGUGAUCCACCCCAUCUGUUCUAUAGCACCCAUUCCGUUUUGACAGAGGACCUAAAAUUACCCAUUGUGGAUCCAAUCGAUGAUCGUGUGGUCCGUCUGGCAUGUGAAUGCAUCUCCAAAAGGGCCGCUUACCUUGCUGGAGCCGGUAUUGCGGCACUGAUGCACAAAUUAAAUCGUCCUCAGGUUACCGUUGGCAUUGACGGAUCAUUGUACAAAUUCCACCCAAGAUUCAGAGAACGCAUGACAGAUAUUAUUGAUAAAUUGAAGCCGGACUUCGUGAAGUUCCGAUUGAGGCUCUCUGAGGAUGGCAGUGGAAAGGGUGCCGCCGCAAUUGCAGCUGCAGCCACAAGGCCCUUGAACUCAUAG
Messenger RNA from Echinococcus granulosus, 1392 nucleotides. Its product is annotated as Hexokinase. Gene Ontology annotation, biological process: intracellular glucose homeostasis; glucose 6-phosphate metabolic process; glycolytic process. The transcript has 9 exons. Gene Ontology annotation, cellular component: mitochondrion; cytosol. The coding region runs from base 1 to 1392 and encodes 463 amino acids. The record is from RefSeq and is a predicted model, not a curated record. Gene Ontology annotation, molecular function: fructokinase activity; mannokinase activity; glucokinase activity. Lineage: Eukaryota; Metazoa; Platyhelminthes; Cestoda; Cyclophyllidea; Taeniidae.